UAAUACAACGUAUCACCUCUCUUUUCAGUUGAAAUAACAUUCAUGAUAUAUUUUAACAUUUCUGGUGGUUCUGGUCUUAAAUGACGUAGAAAACUACGAUGAAAAGCGCGUUGUGGUUUGGUGUUUGAAGUGUACGAGACAGCGUUCGCAUAAUAUAGUUGUAUGACUUUCGGAUAGACAUUCGUAUUUAAAGUUUGGAUUAAUAUUGAUAAAAGCAAUCAAACGACGAUUUAUCGUGUUCAUUUUUAUCAAAUAAUAUGCAUUCAUGAUUUGUGUGAUUUCUAUAUAUGAUAGGAUAGAUUGGGAUGGUCCAAGUUACAACGUCUUAUUUACAUCUCUAUGAAUAUUUACGUGUUGUCAUGCACAUGUAUAUAAAGUCCAAGUGAUGUUUAAUCAUAUUGUUAAAUAAGUAAAUAACGGAAACGAUUAGUGCGCGAUUUGUUUUCAGUUCGCAUUAACAUUUUAUUACCCGAACAUACAAAUUCAUUUAACAAGAAUUUAGUGCGAUAGGUAUAUUUUUCAUACAUUGUACAUAAAACUGCUCUGCCUUUAAAAUAUACAAAAAGGAAUACUUUUUUUGCUUAAAAUGGCAAUUUACAUGGCAAGAAGUACAUCAAGCGUUUGGGGGAGCGCAUUGUCGCACGUGCAUGAUUUAAGCAGACGUUUUGCGUUUGAAACAAUAUCCGAACCAGAAUCGCGAUUAUCUUUGGAGAUCACGUCAAAAUCCGGACAAGCUGCGCAAAUUGCCGGAAGUCGAAAUGUCGUCUGCAAAACUCCCGCCGAGUAUAAAGCAAAUAAACUAAACAGAAAUGAGCAAACAAAACUGGAAAAUGUGACAUUCCGCGUUGUAAAAGAAAAAGAAAUAACACGACGGAAAUUUACGCAAAGUGAAAGAGUGUUGAGAGCAAAAAGUGCAAAAAUAACAAAACGGAUUCAAACUUUGGAGUCAUCAUCGGCAAUAGCAGGUCGACCAAGAUCUUAUGCUUACGAAAAACGUCCUCAAAGUGAACAUCUUUCAAGAAGAACGAAACCAUCAUUUCACUCAAGGACUUCGUCAGAUGUCCAGUCUGAUGAUAAACGAUGUAAAAUGUGCGAACGAAUUCAAAGUGUUAUUCAAACAUAUGAAAAAGAAGGCAAGCGAACGGGAAUUUUAGAUGGAACUGGUAACCAUUCAACAUGUUUAUUUUCAGACGUCCAAAUGAGAACCUUCGUUCAUAUGUUGGAGGCUAAAUAUUUCAGUGAUAUUCCAGACGUUAACAGCAAGUUGCGAGAAAGCGGAAUUCUUUCACGCUUAGAUCGACCAAAAAACGAUGCAAAAUUAUCAAGGGAAAAUAUAAAUAACAAUAUUGCAAAAAGAAAUGUUGAAAAACGUAUACACAAUUUUUGUAUUGAAUUAGAACGUUACAAGGAUACAAAAGUUGGUAUAAGAAUUCCGAAAGAAGUUCAAGAAAACGCGGAAAAAAUAAGACAUGAAAAUGCUGUUCUGUACCUGCGACAAACUCCAUCUAAGCAAGAACAAAUAAGAAGAGAGGUGGCGGAGAUGCUCGGCCUUUGAUUGUUAACCGUGGUUCACUUUCACACUAACCGGAUCAUAAUCGUCGUAUGAUAUUUCAGUUUUGAGUAAGAAAAUAUCCAUUUCUGUGCAUGAAUAAUUUGAGAGGAUGCUUGUUUGUGACAAUCUUGAAUUCUUGAUACCAUUAAUAUGUGACAUUUACAGUAUGGUUAGUCUUGUUGCGAUGAGCGAACAAACGCUAAUAAACUAUAGGUUGUUUUGAUAGUUCAUGAAACAUAACAUGUGCGUGAAUAUAGUUCAUAUAGAGCAUACAUGAAGUUUAUAUAUAAAUAAUUCAUAUACAAGUAACAUACGAUAUAUGCAUACAUAUAUGCAUAAAUUAUGUUAUAAAUAAGAUAAAAGAUUUUUUGUCUGUUUAUAUUUCCCAUAUAUUUGUGAAAAGUUAAAUACAAUCAAAUAUGAUUUUUGUAUCAAUAUUUGUCCGUUUUUGUAUAGUUAAGAAUAGUUUACCUUUUAUUUGACUUGUGUAAACACUUUAGCAUUUCAUGUUCCCUUGUGUAUGGAUAGUAAAGUAAACACUGUACGUGA
Messenger RNA from Ruditapes philippinarum (Manila clam), 2101 nucleotides. RefSeq lists its product as uncharacterized. Bases 587 to 1555 code for a protein of 322 amino acids. The transcript has a single exon. The record is from RefSeq and is a predicted model, not a curated record. NCBI's taxonomy places the organism in Eukaryota, Metazoa, Mollusca, Bivalvia, Venerida, Veneridae.